AUGGAAUACCAGCUUAAAAGGCUCAGUGUGCUUGCUCCAAUGACUGAACUAUCAAAAAAGGACAAGUUUCAAUGGACAUUGGAGUGUCAGGAGGCAUUUGAGAGUUUGAAAACUGCAUUAACUGCAACACCAGUUUUGACAGUACCCGAUUAUGUCAAGCCAUUUAAGUUGGCGGUUGACGCAAGCGAUAUAGGUAUUGGGGCCGUAUUGGGAUUGUCCCCUUCCAGAGAUAUGUCUGAAAAGAAAAUGAAUUAUUCCAAGCUUGAUAUUGUGAAGUGCCCACAACGGAAAUCAGAAAAUGGGAAUAAAAAAAGUGGCACCAUUAAGACUGAAGGCAUCUUGGAUAGCCCCUCGGAAGUCCUGUUAGGUGAACGUUUGUAUCCUAAUUUUGCAAUUAGUAAACCUGUGUCAGAAGAUGGAAUCACCAGCAUACCAAAAAAGAGAAAUUUCAAUUUUUGUGAGCUGGCCAAGGAAUACUUUGCUGAUCGUACCCACCAGUCACAAGUUAAUAGACUGGUUGGAGGCAGCAUCAAUGAGAAAAAUAAAACUGGAUUAUUACAAAAACUGAAUGGAGAAAUCCAGCAAAAUUUUGACAUUGAAGAACGAAGAAUGCAGCAUCAAACAAUUGGCUCUAUCCUGCUGUCUCCAUCUGUAUCAACUGAAGGCAGUAACAGUAAUUUUAAUCUUGAGAAAAUGAUGACCACAUCUUCACCACAGUCUCCAAUUACAAUUUGCAGUUAUUGUGGAUUGCAAGGAUCAAAUCGAUGUUCACAGUGCAAGCAAGUCUAUUGUUCAGUUAAAUGUCAGAAGAUUGACUGGCCAAUGCACAGAUCUAUAUGUAAACCAACAAAACCACUUAGACCUGAGGACCAUCCAAGAUUAACCAAAGAAAAGAUGCGUGUUGAACAUAAUGCGGACUGGCACAAAGAAAGUUGGAGAGAUAUGGAGAAAGGAAUGCAAGCAAAUGGUCAGCAGUGGCCUGUCAAUGACAAGACCAUUGGAGUAGAAAAUGGCAAGUGCAUUAAUGCCAUGAUAAUGGGGAAAAAGAAAAUUCGCUUAUGUGAUCUGAGAUGCACAGAAUUGCCUAAAGGAUCAAACUUGCAGAUUGUUGUCACCGAUUUCAAAGAUCCAAGUGAAUUUUAUGUACAAAUCCUGUCUUCAGAAAGCUUUGAGAUUUUAAGAAAACUUGAAUUAUCAUUGAAGGAGGCCUUCACAAAUGUGAAUAAUGUGGAUGAAUAUCGCCCUGAUAACGGAGAAAUAUGUGCGGCAAAAUUUUCAGAGGAUCAGAAGUGGUAUCGGGCAUUAGUUCGUGAUGUGGAUGUUGUGCAGAAGAAGGCAAAUGUUUUAUACAUUGACUAUGGAAAUAGGGAAACUGUCCCAUUAAACAAGAUUCGGCUACUGGACAUAGAGAUGGCUCUUUCACCACCUUGUGCAAUGAAGUGCUGUGUUGCAAAUGUCUCGGAGCACAAUAAAUGGGAUGAAGAGUGCAUCAGAUCAGUCAGGCUUCAGCUUCUACAGAAGUCUUGCUCUAUGACCAUCUUGGAGAAGCCAAGUAAUGAGUCAUGUUGUCCUGUGGAGAUCAUAAUGCCAUCUGGGCUGUUAUUACAGGAGUACAUUUUAGAAAAAGGGUAUGCUUUAAUUCGAGGAGAUGAAGCUAUCACUGUCAGAAGUCUUGGGCGGGUUGAUCUCAGGACGAAUGAUAAAAGUGCGACAGUGUGUGAAACUGCACAAAAUUCAGUAUUUUCAUCUUAUGUGGAAGAAGUUUCUGUCAUUGUGUCACAUGUAGAAACACCAAGCAACUUCUUCUGUCAGCAGCUAGCUAGUAGAUAUGAGUUUCAACAACUUCAAAAAACAGUGGCUGAAUAUUGCAAUAACAUAACUCCUGCAUCAAGUUUUAGGCCAGCUGUUGGAGAGAUUUGCUGUGCUCGGUUCACAGAAGAUAACCAGUGGUACAGGGCUGCUGUAAUAGAUAAUCUUCCUGAAGAUGCUGCAAUAGUGGGAUACAUAGAUUUUGGAAAUUUUGAGAAGCUCCAUUUCAGCCAGCUCCGUCCAGCUCACGAAGAGUUGUUGGAAUUGCCCAAUCAGGCUUUGAAAUGUGCUUUGGCAGGUGUGAAACCUGUAUCUGAUACCUGGUCCCUGGAUGCAAUAAUAAGGAUGAAAAGCCUGGUGAUGAAUAAAUUUCUGAAAUCCAAGACUGUAGAGAAAAAGGAGAACAUCCUGGUUGUGCAACUUAAAGAUGAAACUGAAAAUCCAAUUAUUAACAUCAAUGAGCAGUUAAUUUCAGAAGGAUUGGCUAUUACAAUAGUGGAAGAACAAAUAAUUCCCACCUUGAAAAGCAGUAAAACUAGAGCAUGUGCAGGAAAAAAUGUAUCUGCAAAGCUGUGGAAGACUGUAGAGCUGCCUUUGAACAGUGUUGUACCCAUUAAGGUGAAAGAAAUAAUAAGCCCUGGCACCUUCUAUGUUCAUAUUAUUGGGACUCAAGCAGAUUUGAAGAAAUUGUACCUGCUGAAUGCAGAGUUGGCUGAACACUGUCGAGCGCAGCCAGUGAGUGUGGUUUUCAGCCCUGAGGUUGGUGAUGCUUGUUGUGCAAGACUUGCAGGUGAUAACACCUGGCACCGUGCAAUUGUACUGAAUUGUUCUGACCUUUCAGUGAAAGUAAUUUGUGCAGAUUAUGGAAUUGUAGAAACUGUACCACUUGAACGGGUUAAGUGUAUUACACCAGAACUUCUGGAUCUUCCAUUUCAAGUUGGAAAGUUUGCACUUUCAGAUGUUGAACCAAAAUUUGAUGCGUGGACUCCUGCAGCCAGCAAUUUACUCAAAACUCUCCUGCUUGAUAAAAAUGUUUUGGCAACAAUCGGAGAGUUUGAUGGAAAUAUCCACACUGUCGAUUUGAUCGGAAAUCUUGACGGUAUCGCUAUUAAAAUAUCUGAUAAGUUGUUCAAGAUCACAGAAGCUGUUGUUGCAAAGAUCUUCAAAAAGCUUGUUCAAACAUACUUUGGGGUGAAUGCAAAAAGGCAAGGAGUCACUGCUAGCAGCCCAAGCCUUCAAUUCAGUGUGAUGGAAGAAAUCAAGCAACAGCUUGCAGUACUCAUGAGCAAAAAUAAGGAACAAGUGUGUAAUAGCAAAGCUGAAGGAUAA
Molecule: messenger RNA, 3138 nt
Organism: Carcharodon carcharias (great white shark)
Lineage: Eukaryota; Metazoa; Chordata; Chondrichthyes; Lamniformes; Lamnidae
Gene: tdrd1
Product: tudor domain containing 1
Exons: 24
Coding region: 1-3138 (1045 amino acids)
Biological process (GO): spermatogenesis
Source: RefSeq, a predicted model, not a curated record